This is a messenger RNA of Bactrocera latifrons, 425 nucleotides long. RefSeq lists its product as uncharacterized. NCBI's taxonomy places the organism in Eukaryota, Metazoa, Arthropoda, Insecta, Diptera, Tephritidae. The record is from RefSeq and is a predicted model, not a curated record. Bases 66 to 425 code for a protein of 119 amino acids. The transcript has 2 exons.
CGAAUUGUGUCGGUGCAAUUGAUGGUAAGCACGUYGCUAUUAAGUGCCCGGCCAAUUCCAAUUCGAUGUUUUACAAUUAUAAAAAAUUCUUUAGCAUCGUUUUGAUGGCUGUAUGUGAUGCGAAAUAUACGUUCACAGCAGUUAGUAUUGGCAGCUAUGGAAGUCGAAGUGACGGAGGAAUCUUUCGACUUACUCCAUUUGGCCAUGCAYUAAUACAAAACACUCUGCCUUUGCCACCACCUGUGCCACUGUCUGACGUUUCACCGGAACCUUUUCCUUACUUUUUCGUUGGAGAUGCUGCAUUCCCAUUACGAAAUACUUUAAUGCGCCCACUUYCCGGAGCUAAUCUAACAUACAGCAAACGUAUUUUCAAUUAUCGAUUGUCACGUGAUCGUAGAGUCAUAGAAAAUUCCUUUGGUAUAUAG